AUGAGUAACAGGGAGCUCGAAAUUCAAGUAUGCAAGCUUCUCUUUAAGACGCUGCAAGAAGAAAAAAUAACGGAACACAUACCUGACAAUGUAUUUGUUAGAGCAGCCGAAGUUGCAAAAUCAAAAUUACUCACCGCUACCUUAAAGGAGACCGAAGAACAAGGAAAUUUCAUUUUUGAUUGGGACCACAAUGAUUUGCUCUCACAUCUCGUACAUAUGUCGGCGAAAUUGCACAGAAAUAUGAUCAACGAAAAUAUUCGUAGGAAAGAUCAAUUGAUACAAUCUUUUCAUUAUGCACAAAAUUCAGGAGAUUUUAAUAGAGACGAAUAUAACUUAAAACUCGAAUUUAUUCAAAACGUAAGAACUCUACUUCCAGGAUUCGAAAAUCUAUUCGCUCUGGAUUGGUUUGUCAACGGACAACAACAUGAUCGAGGACAUCUAGUAUUCAUAUCGAACGUUGGAAUUUUGGCUGUUGUUGAAGUUAAAUAUAUUGCACCGGACGCCACGCAGAAUGUCAAGGAACAAAGUCGCACACAAGUUAAAGAAAGAGCGAAAAGGUUUAAAACGGAAGCAGCUAAAAAAUUUAAAAUGGUCACUAUUGGUGUCACCUUCACCAACGAAGACGAACGCCCGACACAAUUUGUGAAUAGGAUUGAUAAAAACAUUGCCUAUUCUGUAGCAGAAUAUACAAGGAGGCGAGCUUUUUGGAGGGGUGGCCUUGGUUUCGCGGCGAGAUUCGUUCUGUUGCGAUAG
Acaulospora colombiana is the source of this 753-nucleotide messenger RNA. The record is from the annotation of a GenBank genome assembly. NCBI's taxonomy places the organism in Eukaryota, Fungi, Glomeromycota, Glomeromycetes, Diversisporales, Acaulosporaceae.